GUCGGUCGGCGUCGCUUGUGCUUUUUGUAUGUGGUGUUCCACGCAGCCGCGCAUCGUCGCUAUAAGAAGCUUUUUUAUGUGCAAAGCCGCCAAACAUUUAUGCAACGCGAGCAGAAACAAUAUCAUCGGAAAAGGAACAACUUUGGUCACAGUUUAAAGUGCUCGGGCAACCACGGAGCCAGGGCUGCCACAGCCACAGCCACAGCCACAGCCACAGCCAUGCCCAUCUGCAAGAGCUCGGGGGCGACGGCGAGCAACAAGGCCCCCACAGACAUAUCCGCCGACCAUGUGACGGAGGCGGCCCAGGUGAAGCGCACCCGGGAGCAGGCCUACUUCAACUCCUACGACUUUGAUGCAAUCGAGGUGCUGCCCUACGACGAGGACGAUGGCGAGGUGGCUGGCAGAUGCCGAAGCCGGAGCAGAAGCAGCAGCAGCAGCGGUCGCUACUCGGUGCCACACGAUCCGGUUGGAGCCCCCAAGUUCGCCUACUUGCACCGCCUGGGGGCAUUCUUUGGACGCCCCGGCGGGGCGGCGGCAGUCGGGGGAGCCACAGGAGCAGUUGCCGAGGGAACGCCUUCAGCUGCUGGCGGAAUGGCCGCAGGAUUGGUGGCGUCGUCUAGCAACGAUAACUUUCUCCUCCCCCGAGCCAUGCUCAAGUAUCAGAGUGCGGCGACAACUUCAAUGCCAUUGGCGACGCUCUCGAAGAAUGGGACUGCGAUUGGGAGUGGUAGUGGGAAUGGUACUGGCAGCGGAAUAGCACAUAAAAUGGGGCAUGGAAUCGGCCACGACAAGGCGCACGAGAUGCCAGGGUCCACGACGGGAGUGGAGCGCAGCAAGAAGUGCUCGAUUGCCUCCAAUGUCAGCAGCACGCAUUCCACGGACUCUGGACUCCCAGCCUCUGCAGCAGCCGCAGCGGCAGCAACAACAUCAGCGACAUCUGCAACAUCCACAGCAGCAGCAGCAGCAGCAGCCGCAGCUGUUGGGAGUGGAGUCAGAGGAGGAGGUGGCUCGCAUUAUUCGACGGACAAAAGCGGCUCAUCCGGUUAUUACAGCUCCAAUGUAUGUUCCACUUAUUCGCUGGACGAGCACAUCUAUUGCGAACCGGUCAUAGACAUCCUAGACGCCGCCGGAGAGGAGCAGGAGAAGAUGAAGAGUGUGGCCGCCAGGCAGCGGCUGCGGCCGCAACUCCAGCUGCCGAGGAAAGUGGCCGCCAAAGAUACAGCAGCCCCAUUGCCAUUGCCAGUGCCACCAGUGGCUGCUGCUGCUGCUGCUGGCACUGCAGCAUCGGAAAAGUUGUCCACAGUGAAGAGCCAGCGCUUGGACAUGCAAGAUGCAGCCACCGGAGCUGCCAUCGAAGAGUUCCAUUCAGCAGGAGUCAACGACCUCGAGCAGACGGAAGAGGAGGAGGCGCACAAGCUGGAGCAGAUGCUGCCGCUCUACAGCGACAAAUUGCGCAUCCUGGAGACGAGCAUUGAGAACCUGGACCGCCACCUGAAGACCUUUCCCCGCCUGUUUGCCCAGGAGCAGAUUGUGUCCUUCAUGCAGUCGCCCGAUGCCCCACCCCUGGCUCUGCCCCCACUCCCACACCCACUGGACAUUAGCGAAAAGCUGAGGGUCUACAACCAGCUGCCGACCAUCAUGGAGCAGCAGCAGCAGCAACUGGUGGACGAUUCUCUGCUGGACAUCGAUCUGGACGCCUUUCUGCUCGAUCCGAAGCCCCCAUCGCAAUCCCAAUCCCAGACCAAUCUCAGCCGCAAGCCCAAGGCCAAGUCGGGGCGGGGAAUCGACAAUCCGAGCUUCCUCAGCGACGAGCAGCUGGAGGAGAACAACUACAAGUGUGCCAAAUACAUCAACUCCUGCCCGGAGGACGCCUACCGCGUGGAGAGCGAGGCAGCGGCCGGCCACGCCCCCGUCAUCGAGGAGAGGUUUGUGAAGCGCUACGAGGACCAGCUGCACUUCCAGAGCACUCGCGAGCUCCUCGAAGACGUGCGCGACAAGAUACGCCUCCUGUCGCGUGCCACGCCCUCGCCCUCGGCCACGCCCGCACCCACACGCACACCCCCGCCGGACAUACCCAAGGAGCUGGAGGGCAUGAUCCACACGCUGAAGCAGGAGCUGGAGUCCUACCUGCAGCGCAUGAACCAACACAGCGAGCAGGAUCUGCGCCAGCUGUGCAGCGGCCUGGGCCGGCAGCAGCACGUGGUCCGCCUGCAGAACGCCCUGGAGCGGAGGCGAAGCUGCGCGGACCUGCUGCACCUGAACGCGUACGAGGCAGUGCACGAUGGGGUCCUGAUCUCGGCCAGCGGCCGGCCGCUCAGCGUCCGCGAGCAGACCAUGACCAUCCGCUGUGCCAGCGAUCCGAACUUCAAAAUGAAGCGAAAGUCCAUCACCGAGAUCUUCCCCACAGCCGAGUGCUACAUCGAGACCACGUCCCUCUCUCGCAGUGCCACGCCCACGCCCACGCCCGCCUCGACGCCUCAGCUGGAGCUGGAGGCCCUUCAUCCCCCGUCGCUGCCAGGCACCAUGGUGGUGACCCAGAUGCAGCGUAACCUCACCUUCCACAGGCCCAUCCUCUCCGGCGCUGGCUCCAGCGGAGGUGCCAGCCAGGAGGACGCUCUGGGCGGGGGCUCCGGCGCCGGCAAGGGCGAGCGGGACAGCUUCGCCGAGUGGCACCGAAAGAAGCCGAGCAUCUGGGAGAUGUACUAUGGCACCAACCGCCUGCACCAGUCGCUCCUCGGCAAGCAGCGGGGCGGAGGCGAACUAGUCAUCAGCAGCCCCCAGCCCACGAUGUCCUACCCAUCCUCACGACCCGAAUCCGACUUUACGCUCGAUCUGCCGCGCGCUGAGCAACUGCGAUUGAAAAUGGAAAAGGAGAAGAAAUUCCGCCAAAGAUGUCGCUUCAUCACCACAUUUCUAAGUCUGGUCUUCUUUCUGCUGACCGUCAUGGUCGUCAGCUUGGUGUUGACCCGCGGCAAACGCAUGUUCGGCAGCAUGAUCUGAUGAUAUAUUGUAAACGAACUAAUUACAGUGCCAACAAAAACAAAAACAAAUGUAACAAAUGUUAGCGAAACUCAAAUUUAAUGUUAGUCCUAAUGUUAGCUUCCUUCCUGGUCUGGCAGGACAGCCGCAGUAUUGUUAAUAAAUUAUUUAUGUGAUCUUAGUUGUUUAAGCCGCGAAUGCAUUUCUUUCUGUAAGCAAACAGAGCUGUCAACUGCAUGUAUGUAUGUACUAUCCCAACCUAGCGUUUGUCAAAUUUACCAUUAAGCUUAUAUAAUUCGUAGAAGUUUUAAGUAUAAUUGUGCGUCUAUGAGUCUUAUGAGAGUGUCGAGAAUAAACAGAAUACCACAACCGA
Molecule: messenger RNA, 3352 nt
Organism: Drosophila persimilis
Lineage: Eukaryota; Metazoa; Arthropoda; Insecta; Diptera; Drosophilidae
Exons: 5
Coding region: 100-3000 (966 amino acids)
Source: RefSeq, a predicted model, not a curated record